This is a messenger RNA of Dufourea novaeangliae, 1590 nucleotides long. RefSeq names its product inositol polyphosphate multikinase (gene Ipk2). The transcript has 5 exons. Gene Ontology annotation, biological process: inositol phosphate biosynthetic process. NCBI's taxonomy places the organism in Eukaryota, Metazoa, Arthropoda, Insecta, Hymenoptera, Halictidae. The record is from RefSeq and is a predicted model, not a curated record. Bases 227 to 1537 code for a protein of 436 amino acids. Gene Ontology annotation, molecular function: inositol-1,4,5-trisphosphate 3-kinase activity; inositol tetrakisphosphate kinase activity. Gene Ontology annotation, cellular component: nucleus; cytoplasm.
AAAAUGUCAUAGAUGUAACAUUUGUAAAAGAAGAGUGGCUAAUAAAUUAUUCACCUGUUAUAUCCAAUAAAUACGGAAAUAAAACAGCCGAAGAUAAUUAGAAUAAGCUUCCAUGUGUACUCGUCGGAGGCGGAGGUGGAGUUUGCAGCGAAGAUAAGAUCUUUGCGAACGGUGCAACUCUUUAAUUGCAGAAGUUAAUUACUGCGUACCACACAGUGCAAUAACGAUGACGACCGUAGACACGCAGACCGAUAAAACUUUAUGUCAUCUCGAUAAACUUCAGAGCACGGAGUUAGCGGAGAUUUCGCCCAGUUGUGGAUUUCACGAUGAAAUCAGUCCAUUGGAGACUCAGGUAGCCGGACAUCCGUCUGACGACAAACGACGCAUGAUUGGUAUGUUGCGCAGGCCGGAUGGUCGUGUACUUAAACCUGUCGUUAAACCAUUACUCGGAAAAAGGGAAAUUGCAUUCUACGAGAGCUUAGAAGAAUCUGAAGAUCCUGUUAUGUUGCAGUUAAAGAAUUAUGUGCCAAAAUAUUAUGGUACAACAGAGUUACAAAUCUUUGGCAAACGAGUAACAUUUCUUACGCUGAAAGAUAUUAUCGAUGGUAUGGCAGAACCAUGUGUGAUGGAUAUAAAGAUAGGUAGACGUACCUGGGAUCCUUUAGCCACGCCGCAAAAAAGGGCCACGGAAGAAUUAAAGUAUGCCGAAUCUAAACGAACUUAUGGAUUUUGCAUAACUGGAUUUCAAGUAUAUUGUCUCUCGUCUGGACAAUUAAAAAAGUUUGGCAAACAUUAUGGCAAGACACUUGAUGCCAAAGGUGUCAUAGAAGCACUGAAAAUGUUCCUGAACAUAAGUCCAGCAAGACCGCCCUGCCGUCAAUUGAUCGUGCAGCUUCUCUCUUUCCUGUGGAAGAUCUUGCUAUUCUUUCGUACCCAGCGGUUGUUCCGCUUUUAUUCUAGUUCUCUGUUGGUGGCGUAUGACGCGAAAAGACUACAACAUUAUCUACGUCUGAACGAAACGAAUACCAGAAGAUCGACCAGUCACGUGGCCAAUUCGUUUCCCGCCACGAGCAAUCAUGCAACCGUAUCGAAUGUGUUCAGAGACGUGAACGAAGGUACCUGCAAUACAAUCAUCGCCGAUACGAACAGAAACCGAACGAUGGAGAGGGUUCAUUUCAUUAAGCGGAGUAUCAGCUUAAGAAGCGACAGCGGGACGACGGGGAGAGAAAAAACAUUGAACAGGAGCGGGUCCUGUAGUCCAGACUUUAGAGUCGAUCGGUUUUGUCACACGCAUUCUUACAUCAACAAUUUUGACGACGACAUUAUUAAGAUGAGGGAGGAUUACAACGAUCUAUUGAGCAAUCUCAGUAGUUCCUCAGAGGAGAAGCUGAACUGGGUUAGGAUUAAUAUGAUCGACUUCACGCACGUCUUCCCAGCAGAGGAUCGGAAUACGUUGGAUUUAAAUUAUUUGGAAGGGAUUGAGAAUUUGAUUAAGCUCGUGGAGAUGUUUCUGGUCCCAAAGGAUAACGCCGCAUAAUUAUAUUUGUAGUAUCGUAGAAGUUGAUGUUACUCGCUCCAUUUUAAAUUACA